Molecule: messenger RNA, 1644 nt
Organism: Callorhinchus milii (elephant shark)
Lineage: Eukaryota; Metazoa; Chordata; Chondrichthyes; Chimaeriformes; Callorhinchidae
Gene: jkamp
Product: jnk1/mapk8 associated membrane protein
Exons: 7
Coding region: 374-1288 (304 amino acids)
Biological process (GO): response to unfolded protein
Cellular component (GO): membrane
Molecular function (GO): ubiquitin protein ligase binding
Source: RefSeq, a predicted model, not a curated record
ACGGUUGUGGGGUAGAAAGGACAGUUGAGGGUCAAACAAGAUGCUGCUCAGGUUCCGGAUUGGCUCUGUGAGGGUGGAGUGUGCAUCCUGGGACGGUGGUGCUGUCAGUGCCUGAGGGUGUGGCGACGCUGACGGGAGCCAAUCAAAAUCUAAUUGUUUUGACCGGUAAAAGUUUUCCGUGUGGUUGUCACUUUAGAAGGAAAGUUGUGUCAAGAUUUUAAUAUAGAGCAAAGCUAUCGAUAAACGUGUGAUAUUGUAAUGUGGUGAUAGAAGCCCUCCUUCCCUGCAGUCGUUUCCCCUGUUUACCACAAAUCCAUUCACAUUGAUCCUGGCUUCUGAUUGAUGACAAAGGUGAGGUAGAGAAUCUGAACCCAUGUGCCCUGGAUUGUACUGUGGAAAAUCCAUAACCAAUAGGAAUGGAAGUCAACUGCAGUACGGAGAAUGUGGGGUCUGCCCAAGAGGGGAAAGAACAAAUAACAGCAAGAUUUGUGAUAAAUGUAAUGAAUCACCAGACCUCUAUGACUGGCUUUAUUUGGGCUUCAUGGCAAUGCUGCCUCUGGUUUUGCACUGGUUUUUUAUUGAAUGGUAUUCAGGCAAAAAGAGUUCUAGUGCAUUUUUUCAGCAUGUGACUGCAUUAUUGGAGUGCAGUGCUGCUGCUAUUGUUACAUUGCUGGUGAAUGAUCCAGUUGGAGAGCUGAAAAUUCGAUCCUGCCGUGUGAAGAUGCUGUCAGACUGGUACACAAUGCUUUACAAUCCCAGUCCAGAUUAUAUCAACACAUUGCAUUGCACUCAGGAAGCAGUAUUUCCUUUAUACACAAUCGUGUUCAUAUACUAUGCUUUUUGCUUGGUUUUUAUGAUGUUGCUUCGUCCACUGCUGGUUAAGAAGAUUGCUUGUGGUCUCGGGAAGUCUGACCGAUUUAAAAGUAUUUAUGCAGCCCUUUACUUUUUCCCCAUUCUUACAGUGCUUCAGGCAGUUGGUGGCGGCUUGCUUUAUUAUGCCUUUCCGUAUAUAAUCCUAGUCUUGUCCCUGGUUACUUUGGCAGUCUACAUGUCUGCUUCAGAAAUACAGACAUACAAGGAUCUGUUCACCAAAAAGAAGAGGUUGGUUGUCCUGUUCAGCCACUGGAUCCUGCAUGCCUAUGGAAUCAUCUCCAUCUCCAGACUCGAUAAACUAGACCAAGAUCUGCCCUUGUUAGCUUUAGUGCCAACUCCAGCACUUUUCUACCUGCUGACUGCUAAAUAUACGGAGCCUUCACGGAUUCUGUCAGAAGGUGGAAAUGGACAUUAAAUAAUUCAAAAAUAGUGAACAAACAUUGAACAAAGUUUUUGUUUAAAAAGUUUCAGCUUGAUCGGAAUGAUUUUUCGGUGCUUGUUGUGCUGGAAGGGAAAAUGUUGUGAGUACAUUUUUUUCUUUAUAUUCACGAGUUGUGCUGUCCAUGUGGUUCAAACAAAAUGACAUGAAAAAUGGAUAAAAUUGAAAGUUUUUAUUGAAACAUCACCAUUCCUGAAAAUAAGUGGAAAUUGCUGCAAUCUUAGUUGUCACCUUAUCGUUGCUAGAAAUGUGAAUAAUGUUAGUUUUGUCGUUGUUUACCUGUGAAGAAAAAAAGAGGUAAAAGAUUAAAAUAUGCUUUUGUUCUAAUCUUG